Molecule: messenger RNA, 6534 nt
Organism: Salmo salar (Atlantic salmon)
Lineage: Eukaryota; Metazoa; Chordata; Actinopteri; Salmoniformes; Salmonidae
Source: RefSeq, a predicted model, not a curated record
UUAUUCUGCAAUCACAGAGUGAGCUACUUGAAUUGGCUGUUGGAAGCAGAAGUCAAUUCAGGGAAGAAGCGAAGCAGAGCAGUGCGCGAUUUUGUAGCGUGAGCAGAACAGAGUGUCCGACUCCAAGACAGUCAGAGAAGAGACGUAAAAUUGGAAUUAUCUCAGAGCAGCAACACCCAUUCAUUGACGCUGGGCUCUUCUCAAAUCCGCGGCGUCUUUUCUAACUGUUCUAUCGUGAGUCUCGUCCGGUUGAGUGGGUUAUUUUGUUCAUUUCAGUCCCUUCGAUUUAAAACAAUCAAAGUAGUUUUCAGUAUUUUCAUUCUUCUAUGCGGGUGUGCAGCAAGUUUACCAAACCUUCAAACCUGCUCCUAAUGGUUCGGAAGUUACCUGGGAUUGAGUGCACCUGCCCUGGUAUAAAGUCAAAUACCAAGUUAGGACCAUUUAUUCAGAGGACGGAGUAGAUUGGACCAUGUGUUUUAUGUUGACCAAUAUGCGCUUUCUUAACUGAUAUCGAAAUGUGGGGAAGUUCUCUGCCAAUGGACACAAGCCGAACACAGCGGGCACGGUAGGCUACGGCAGCGGCUCUUUUUUGCAAGAUGGGCAAAAUCUGACAGAGACAGAGCCCAGCCCUGCUCCUGGAUGGGUGAGGUCCCUGCCAACCCAGUCGGCCACUGAAACCCCCUUCCCCCCACCUCUCGCCUCCCAACCAGGACCCUCUAGGUCCUCCGGAGGAGCAGCAGGGAUGUAUCAGGAGGUGGCCUUCCUAGCGGGCAGCACGGAGAAAGAGUUCACGCCCUUCCACUUCCCCAUUGAGAACCAGCAGGAGGUGGUAACCAAGAAGGGUGUGUUCUUCAAGCGGCAACGGCUGCUGCGGAGGCCCAAUGAUGGGCAGGAGGAGAACGACCUAUCAGCCGUCAUCAACGUGGGCGGGAUCAGGUACCGUAUCCCCUGGUCCGUUCUGGAGGAGUUCCCUCUGACGCGGCUGGGCCGGCUGAGGGGCUGCAGCUCAUUGGAUGAGAUCAUGGAGGUGUGUGACGACUACGACGACGGGUGCCAGGAGUACUUCUUUGACCGCAGCCCAUCUGCGUUCCGCACCAUCGUGACGUUCCUAGCAGCAGGGCGGCUGCGGCUGCUGAGGGAGAUGUGUGCCCUGUCCUUCCAGGAGGAGCUGGUCUACUGGGGCGUGGAGGACACCAGGCUGGAGUGGUGCUGCCUCCGAAAGUUACGCAUCAGGCAGGAGGAGCUCAAGGAGCAGCUGAGGAUGGAGGAGGCAGAGCUCACCACAACCCUGACCCCCCAGAGCUGUGAGGAUGGGCAGGGGCACGCCGGAGAGGGAGGGGGGGAGGAGGAGGAGAGCCGCAUGGCGGGGUGUAUGCGCAGGCUGCACGACAUGGUAGAGAACCCUCAAUCUGGACUACCUGGGAAGAUCUUUGCCUUUUUGUCGGUGGUGUUUGUGGCCAUCACCGCAGUAACGCUCUGCAUCAGUACCAUGCCCGACCUCAGGGAGGAGGAGGAGAGGGGUGAGUGUUCUCAGAGGUGCUACAAUAUCUUUGUCCUGGAGACUGUGUGUGUGGCCUGGUUCUCUCUGGAGUUCCUGCUGCGCUUCAUCCAGACGCCGAGUAAGUGUGUGUUCCUGAAGACGCCCCUCAACAUCAUCGACGUGGUGGCCAUCCUGCCAUACUACAUCACUGUGAUCGUAGACUCUCUGUCUGAGGGAGGGGAGAAGCCCAGCGGCGGGAACAACUACCUGGAGAAGGUGGGCCUGGUGCUGCGGGUACUUCGGGCCCUGAGGAUCUUCUAUGUGAUGCGUCUGGCGCGCCACUCCCUGGGGCUGCAGACCUUAGGCCUGACGGUCCGACGCUGCACCCGCGAGUUCGGCCUGCUCCUCCUGUUCCUGUGUGUUGCCAUGGCACUGUUCUCCCCGCUGGUGUUCCUGGCAGAGAGCGAGAUGGGCGCCAAGUAUGACUUCACCAGCAUCCCCGGCACCUACUGGUGGGCGGUGAUCUCCAUGACAACGGUGGGGUACGGGGACAUGGUGCCGCGGAGCAUCCCGGGUCAGGUGGUGGCGCUCAGCAGCAUCCUCAGUGGGAUCCUCCUCAUGGCGUUCCCCGUCACCUCCAUCUUCCACACGUUCUCUCGGUCCUACCUGGAGCUGAAGGAGGAGCAGAACAGAACGCUGAGACAGAAACCAGACUUCCAUGACUCCAGCAAGUCUCAGAACAGCGAGGACUCGGCCGAGACGGACAGUUAACAUGGCAUCACUGAAGUCGCCACCUCUGCUUUACGCAGGAAGUCCAUUGCCCUUGCGUCACAGAGGAGGGCCAUGCAGACUCAAGACUGAGUGUGUGUGCAACAUGAGAGCCUGGGGGUAUGGAGUGCACUGUGGGAAACUCGUACUAAAGCUGGAGGAUCUAAACAGGGAUGGGCCAUUUUUCUCAAGCUUAAGAAGAAAAGGAGCUCCAACAUUUUGUGAGCCUCCAUAGCUCUGUCCAUCAGAGCGUGUUCAAGAGUUUCUAAGAUUUUACAAGAUAGCUGCAGAAGUCUUUCUGCUGACAUUACUGGUGUAGAGCUGACCACAAUAUAAAAACACAAGUUAUCUGUGGUCAAAGGACACUUCACCCAGGAGUAUAGAAGCCCUACAACACAGGAGUAUAGCCCUACAGCACAGCAUGGGGAGAAAGCUUCUCUCUCACAUAUUCAGUAUGAAAAAGCUAUUAUUUUAAGGGAAAAAACACCUAAAAUAUUAUAAUUUUGGUAUAUAUUUAGGAUAAGAAAUAUUGCAACAAGAUAUAAGUGUAAUAACAAAGAUUUGACUAUAAACACAUUUACAGAUUUCAGAAUGCUUAGUUUGCAUCUAUUUAGACUAAGGAUCUGCAUAUUUUAAUAAAUGUAAGAAAACCAUGACCUCGGCUGAUGCAAUGUAGGAUUCUACACUUUAUUAAAUUAAUUUCAUCCCAUGAUUCUGUCUGGAGGUUUUCCUCCAAUUUCACAUCUCCUCUGAAUAAUAAUGGCCUUGGCUCCAGACAUGUUAUAUUAAAUCUAAUCAGGGGCCCAACUUUGGUUUUCGAAGUGGGGGGGACAUAAUUAUUAUAAUUUUUUAUCCAGUCGGAUAAACACUCCAAAGAGCCUACCCGAUCGCUCAGAGGUGUCUGCAUGGUCAUGAAGCACACCAUUGCCUUGUUUUGUAUCACAUUCAAAUGAUAAUAUAUCGGGGGACAAAAAUGCAAUUUCAGAAUGUGGAGGGGACAUGUCCCCCCUGUCCCCCGUCCCAGUGAAAGUUGCGCCCCUGCAUCUAAUAAGUAUCGAAAGGAUGACGAAUAAUUGUAUGGCUUAGAUCAUGGAAACCCAUGGGAAUCAAUAUGGACUGAACAGACCGACUAAAGAGAUUAGAAACAAAUUAAAACAAUCUUGAUCAGAUCUAGAGAAUCACGUGUUAAUUUAAGGUGUAAUAAGGGCUAUAAAUAGACCUUUUUUGAGGAAGGGCACGGGCAAGGUUAGAACCUGUGACCUUCUGGUCCCUAUCUCAGUGCCUAGUCCACUGUGCUAGUAGGGGUGGGCAUCACCAUUGUUAUUUCCACAUACAUAAAGCUGUUAAAAUCAGUAAUUUGGAAUGUCAGUAGAUGAGAAAUGUGAUAGUUAAAGGGCAGCUGAACUCACUGAUUCCACAUGUUUUUCUGCUGCUCAUUAAAAAAAUAUGAUUUGCGUCUUGGGGGUGUGAUUGGAUGAGGGUGUGUUAUGUUCGCUAUAUCGUACCCACAGUUAUUGUUUUGUCCCUCUUGAGUCCCGGUAGAAACCUUUCGACCUCUGAAUAUGAUAAUUCAAGAAAUCUGUCAUUUGGACGUUUUUGCAGAGGUCUUUGUCACGCAAUUUUACAUCUAGCUAAGGUGUUUGGUGCAUUACUUCAAGUAAAACAAUGUGCAUGAAUACUAGUAGUGCACUGCAGACAGUAUCGAGUCAGCUGCUGCUGCGCUCACUACUGAUUUCUCACUACUGAUGUCUACAACUUCAUCAGCAAGCUGUCAAAAUAUCGUAAAUAAAGCAAAGCUACAUGCUGUUUAUCAGUGCCCUAAAUUACUUCUUAGCUAGCUAAGUUCCAUCUCUGUGUUUGUCAAUGUAGCUAGCUAGUAGCUAGCAGGCACAUUUAGCAGGCAGGCCACAUUGGCUCAAUCAGCUUAACAGGUCACUGGCGAGUGGCAAAGUACUUUGGUGCCACUUAGUUUUUACAACUUGCUCACUACGUAUUACCGGAGUAAGUCCGUCUGGCAGUGUUUCAUAGCGAAUCAUGUCACGAAACAGUUCACGGCGUUACACGAUGCUAGAGAAAUGGGUUUUGAAUUUUUUUAAGAUUAUCAAGUGACAGUUGGGAUGGAAGUGCACAUCGUCUCAAUUCUCAUUUUUCCCAAGUUUAAUUAAAAUAAUACAUUGACGAUGUGCUGUCUUAUGUAAACAAGACCGAGGCGCUGCGUAAUGUGGACAGUUCUGUUUCACUGGCUGUAGGUUUUGCCAUAUGAUUGAAUAGAGCGUAACCAGCACAGCUGAUUGAUAGUUUGGGUUAGUGUUCCCACUCAGCCAUAUCUCCAUGUUACAGCACUUGUUUAUGGAAAAACAGACAGAAGACGAGGCGAUGACCUGUGCUAAUUAGCAUGCUUUGAACAACUGUGCUAAUUAGCUAUCUAGCAUGCUUUGAACACCUGUGCUAAUUAGCUAUCUAGCAUGCUUUGAACACCUGUGCUAAUUAGCUAUCUAGCAUGCUUUGAACACCUGUGUGUAAGCUUAACUCAGGAAAUGGAGCUAAGAACAUAACAGCUUCCCUAUAUCUCUCAAAUAUCCAUUUUACUGACCAAAAUUAUGCUAUUUACACUCAGUAGUACAUCUUUACACUAUAAUCAAUGUUUCUGAGUAAUAUCGAUGUAACAGGCCAUUUUCAACCAGAUAAGUUACUUGAGUUCAGCUGCCCUUUAAUAUGUUGAGUAAAUUUGGAAAAUGAAAAGGUGCAUUGGGAUUCGAACUGGCGACCUUGUGUGUUUAAUCAAAAGUGCAUUUAAAGUUUGAUUUUAUUUAGUCCUCUUCAAAAAUGUAGAUUUUUUGUUGAGAUGGAGACGGGAAUACAAUUUAUUAAUUUGUAGACAACCUGGAAUUAAAGCCAGACUAAGUCAGUGGCACAGAUGGAACUAUCCAAGCAGAAGAUACAUCUCCUUCAAAUGUUGAUAAAUAGCCAAUUAACUUGUCAACAAAUGAUAUGAAUCAACAUAUCUCCAACUCAACCAAAAAUAAAUGGGAUUAAGCCAGUUGCUCAUGUGGAACUAUCAAAGCAGUAGAUACAGAUGUAGGAUCUUAAUUUGAGCCAGUUUGCUACAGCAGGAAAAUUAUAAUCCUGUAGCAACAGGAAUGGAUUUAUGUGGAUUACAAUUAAUGGAAAUGUUUGUAAGGGUUUAUACAUUUUCCUAAGAGAAAAUCAAAGCCUAGAUUCAAAAAUAAAUCAGAUCAAGCGUUAACUGACGAUAGCAGACACCCGCAUAGCAGAUGCUUUGGUGGUGGAAAUGCAUUGGCGCUGUCAAAUCGGUGAGCAGCUGUUCUUGCAAUCAUUGUGACAAGAAUCGACGAGUUGUGCGUUCCGUGGUGCCGUUCUGCGCCACUUUUUGCAGCUUCGCCUGUUAGCUUGCACGAUUCUCGCCAUUCUCCUUCGACCUCUCAUCAAUGAGCUGUUUUCGCCCAAAGGACUGCAGCUGACUGGAUGUUUUGUUUGUCGCACCAUUCUCGGUAAACCCUAAACACUCUCGUGCGUGGAAAAGCCCAGGAGACUGACAUUUUCUGAGAUACUGGAACCAGUGCGCCUGGCACCGUCGAUCAUACCACGCUCAAAGUCGCUUAGGUCACUCAUUUUGCCCAUUCUAAUGUUAAAUCUAACAGUUACUGAAUGCCUGUCUGCCUGCCUUAUAUAGCAAGCCAUGGCCACGUGACUCACUGACUGUGGGAGCUAACCAUUUUCGUGAACGGAGUGGCGCACCUAAUUAAACUGUCCACUGAGUGUAUUUAUCCUGUCUUGAAUGAAAAGGUCAUUUUGCAAUCUCCCAAAAUAAAUGCAAUCUCUGACAAGAGACAGGCAUUACAAACACUACACUUGUCCAUUCAGUAGCGGGGCAAGACUCUGAAGAUUACAUACUGCGCAAUGCUCUAGAAAGUGGCCCGAGGUCCCGACUUGGCUGACCAUUCAAAACAUGUUUCCCAAUUUGAAAUGUCUAAAUGGAAAUUACAAACUUCAGAAGCCUUUUUAAAUCUCAAAUACACUACAAGUUUUGAAUGUCCUGCAACAAGGUGAUCAAAUUAAGAUCCAACAUCUGUAAAUCAUCACAGGUCUGUUGAGAGCUUCACAAUUGUGGUAAUAAUCUGUGCAGAAUCUCAAAUGGCAUUGAUCACUUGCACCAUGUACUUUUAAUGUAAUCUCAACUGCAAUUUAAUUUGGUUCUGCUAUUAAAUGAAGCACAGUGAAUUCACAUUAAUAUGCUGUAUAAAUAAACAAAAUAUCACAUUGUA